GCAUACAGUCUGGGAAAACAUCAUGCAGACAAGACAUUGUUUACCAAAUACUUUAUCUGCUUCUCAUACUUCAUGCUAAGGGGCUGAGUGUUUCCUUCUUCUGGGUUCCUGCACAUGUAGGGAUAGAAGGGAAUGACAUUGUGGAUGUACUGGCAAAAAGAUCGAUAAAACAUGAAACAGUUGUUAUACAAGUACCAUUAAGUAGAGCAGAGAUCAAAACCAUUAUAAAGGGACACGCGCAUAAAAUAUGGCAGGAAUACUGGGACACAGCUGACACCGGACGACACCUAUAUACUAUACAAAAACAAGUAGGCAUGAGUGUGAGGCAGGGCAGAAACCCAAAGGAAGAGAUGAUAAUUAUGCGUCUUAGAAUAGGUCAUGCUGGCUUAAAUCUAGCAUUAAACAGAAUAGGAAAACACCCCAGUGGUCUCUGCACACACUGUAGUACACAAGAGAUGGUAAAACACAUUCUGUUAGACUGCAAAAGGUAUGAGGAGGAAAGAACUGAGCUAGAGAUGCAGAUUGGAAAACAAAACAUGACACUAGUGAACUUGCUGGGGAAAACAUCUGGGAAAAUGCACCAACCCCUGAUAGACUAUCUAAAAAAUACUGGGAUAAGUGAGAGACUUUAGUAAUCUGGUAGGAAUAUCUAGUAUAUCGUUAUUUAUCUCUUUAUUUUCUUUUAUUUAUGUAUUAUUAUUAUUAGUUAUUUUUAUUUUAUUUUUUUUUUCCUGCCAAUCUACCGCCCACACUCCAGUCCAGUAGGUGGCGGUAAUGCACCUUUAGUGGUUUGCCAUUAAAACAAAAAGUAGAAGAUCGCCCUAUUGGCUGUUUGCUGCAAACGAUAUGGCUUUUGUGUGCACGCUGAGUAAACCUUGAUCCAAUGUUAAAUCCGGGUUGACUAAGAAAGUUGAUAACCAACGUUAUGAAAUCUGUUAACCCGGGUUGGAUUUGUUUGGUUUUGUUAACUCAAAACUUACUCUGCAACUCUGAGUUUGUUCAGCUCGCUUGGUGAAACAGGUCUGCGGUCAGCUGUGUUUGCUUUAUCCCGCUAGGCUUUCCGUACUUCUACGGUCACGUGGUGCAAACAACACAUUCUGCCGCGAAAACUGGCUCUUCUCGUGCGCUCGCUGUACGUGUACUAAUACGAGGUUUUAUAACAAGAAAACAUAACAGCACAUCAGAGAACAUAUUUAUUUGCUUGUUUUUUAGUGGAUAAAUUCGGCAAAGAGCUGCUUAAUAAUGUUUUGCGAAAAGGCAGUUGAACUUGUAAGGGAACUUCACCGGAUGAGUGAUGGCCAGUUACCUGCUUUUAACGAGGAUGGAAUUCGACAAGUGCUUGAAGAAAUGAAAGCUUUAUACGAGCAAAACCAAAGUGAUGUGAAUGAAGCCAAGACUGAGGGCAAAACUGAACUAAUACCAACCAUCAAGUUUCGUCACUGCUGCUUGUUGAGGAACCAGCGCUGUACUGCAGCCUACCUUUAUGACCGGCUCCUGCGAAUCCGUGCUCUCAGAUGGGAGUAUGGAAGUGUGUUGCCCACAACAAUUCGGUUCCACAUGUGUGCAGAGGAGUUGGAGUGGUUUAAUCAGUACAAGAAGUCACUGGCCACAUAUAUGAGGUCACUUGGAGGAGAGGAGGGUCUGGACAUAACACAAGACAUGAAACCCCCUAAGAGCCUGUAUAUUGAGGUGCGCUGCUUGAAAGAUCACGGGGAGUUUGAAAUCGAUGAUGGAACAGUUAUUCUCUUAAAGAAGAAUAGCCAGCAUUUUCUGCCCCGAUGGAAGUGUGAGCAGCUGAUUCGGCAGGGAGUACUGGAGCACGUCAUUUCUUAACAUGACCUUUUUGUGGGUUUUGAUAGUUAAUAACUAUAAAUUAACAUUUGUGUCUGUCAAUUACAUGAAUUUCAAUAAUUCAAAGAAUUUAUCAAAGCAGUGUCCAGGUGUUUUGCUGCAUGAAAUUUUACUGUCAAACUGUACAGUGAUUUCAUGUGUACAUCAUCUAUAUCACACUGCUGCUAUGGCUUAAGCAGGUCCAUUUUUCUUUUUUGAAUAAAUGCUGUGAAGGUGAUGAUACAGUUGAGAAUAAUCAAUAAAAUUACAGCUUUUGCAAAA
Molecule: messenger RNA, 2112 nt
Organism: Ictalurus furcatus (blue catfish)
Lineage: Eukaryota; Metazoa; Chordata; Actinopteri; Siluriformes; Ictaluridae
Product: DNA replication complex GINS protein PSF1
Exons: 7
Coding region: 1243-1833 (196 amino acids)
Biological process (GO): DNA strand elongation involved in mitotic DNA replication; DNA replication
Cellular component (GO): GINS complex
Source: RefSeq, a predicted model, not a curated record